Molecule: messenger RNA, 2877 nt
Organism: Cryptotermes secundus
Lineage: Eukaryota; Metazoa; Arthropoda; Insecta; Blattodea; Kalotermitidae
Exons: 4
Coding region: 661-1155 (164 amino acids)
Biological process (GO): cell adhesion; tissue regeneration
Cellular component (GO): membrane
Source: RefSeq, a predicted model, not a curated record
UCAUUUCAUUUAUUUCAUAUCCAUGGAUCAUUAUACAUGAUAUAAGACAUGUCAUUCUUGUGUAGUUAUGGUAUAAUAAGUUUCAUAAUGUUACUAUUGGGGGGGGCUGCAUGUGAAGCAUGCAGUGCAACGUGGAAUUUGGGUACCAACUCAGCAUUUGCUCUGGGACCAAGGAAAACCACGGAAAACCUUGAUCGAAUUGGCCGGUCACAAGACCUCCCAGAUACACUGGUUUCUAGCAGCACCAGUCCCACCGCCUCGGCUCCAUAUCCCAUAGUCCCUGCUGUGUUUUCUCCAGGACAUGGCGUCCUGUUUCCUGCAAGAAGAGAGUUACGCAGUAUACACUCCUAGUGUGUGUUAAGCUAAGCUCAAUUGUUCUUACUUUCAAAUUAUUAUAUGAUCCUAAUGUGAACUAAGUCUUGUCCACAUAGGAGAGGAACUCAUCUAUGCUAUAAAAGCAAUGUUUUAAUAGAAAUGUUUUCAAAGUAAUUUUAAAUUUACAUAAUGCUGGUAUCUCUCAGAACAGUCGUGCUGAAACAAAGUGUGCCUGUGGGAAGGAGUUCUGAUAGCGCCAUUGGUCAUCAUUAUCAUUAUGAUCAGCACGAGAUAAUUCUACAAUUAAGCACUAAAGGACAGUGGAAGGACUAAUACAAGAUUCCCAUGCACACUGUUCCUUUACUUGAUGCUGACAUGAACAAACCGAACAUUCCUCCAAAUGCAGGCCCAGAGGUUAUUGACUUGGAACCAACUGCUUCAGUGAUAGAUGAUGGCUUAUCGCCACCAAACAGGCCUGGAAUUAUGCCUGGUAGCAGACAAGUUGUCUGUCUUACACCAUCAUGUAGGGUCAUCAUGAUGAUAUGCAUAGCAUUAGUCGCUGCCAAUCUUAGCCAACUUAAGUAUGUUUUGGAGAGUGGAGAUGAUAUCCUUUUUUAUUACGUUGGUCUCAUCUCGAUAAGCCUCAGCAUAAUUCUCGAGGCUGCUGUUUUCCUUGGGAUGAUUUUCCGUGACCUUUACAAUGAAGAAAGAGAAGUUUGGAAACCUUCCAGCCUCAAUGCCUGCAUAAUAACUGGGAUAACCCUUAUUUUUUUCUUUAAUUUUGUUACCAUAAAAUUUUUGAUUGAGUUGGACAAAAUCAAUAUGGAAAUGUCACAAUGAACUAUACAUAAUCAGAGAAUGGAGGAGAACGUAGUUAUAAAUAUAUUACAUGCUUGAAUCUCAUAAUUUUAUAUAUGGUUGGUCUGAAUCUUUGUAAUAAUUUUGAAUGUGAUUGAUCUAUAUAUUUGUAAUAUAUUUCACUUUUCAUAUGGUGCUAAUGUAUAAAUGCAUUCAUGGCAAGAUACUUAAAUGUCAGUUUGAACCUUCGACCAAGAAGCCAUGGCUGAACUGUCUAAUGCAGGCAGCUUCAAUUAGAAGGGUGAACACUUCUCCUUACUGUAAUCUGUGAACAUUUCUUGAUGGUCAUAUGAUGUUUAUUGGAGCCAGUACAAAAUAUCUGCAAAGAAGUAACAAGGUGUCACUGCCACUCAUAGAGGGCAUUGCCUGUAGUGGUUACUUCUGCUGUUGCAGUGAGUAUGUUACAAAGUGUGGUCCUUCAGUCCUAUACUUUGUGUCAGUACAUCUAAUUUUACAGCAGCCAGUGUUUUCUGGUGAUAUGUAGUACAUGGAAGUAUAUGCAAAGCAACAUAAUGACACUGACAUAACUGAGUAACACCUGUGGACUUCAGAAAUUGUAGUACCAGUUCAUAAUGGUUUACCUUUCAAUUGGAGCAUGCAGUAGCCUACUUUGUCGAGGCAUUAUGCUACAAGCUGGAAGGUCACGGGUUUGAUGCCUGAUGAGGUCACUGCAUUUUUCAAUUGGCCUAACCCUUCUUGCUACACUAUGGCCCAGGUUCGCCUCAGCCUCUAAAAGAAAUGAGCACCAAAAUUCUUCCUGGGCCUAAAGGGCAGCCAGCAGGUGAGGCUGACAACCUCACCACUGUCUAUGAGACACUUGUCUAGAAAAUUUGGAAGCCCUGUCAUCUUGAACACCUGUGGGCCUCCAUGGCAAGUUACAUCGAUAGCUUUACCCUUUUUCUUAUCUUCUAAUUCCUUAGCUCACAAUUGUUUAGUUUAAGAACAAAAAUUAUGCUCAUGUACAGUGCCAUAAGGGAAGGAAAAUGAAGCUGAACAGUUCACACAAAAUUAUGUGUUGCUCCAAAAUGUGAGGCUGUAACAAGCAUGUGGUGUAUGUCCAUGACACCAAAUAAGAAACGCAAAUACUAAUGCAUAUUUUCAGAAACAUAUUAUAUAAAUAUACCAAUGGUAGCAAAACAACAUACAAAACUGAAGAGAAAUCAAACAAGAAGUAGCCAGUGUGAAACACAUAGUUCUUCCACAGGAAGGAUUUUUGUAUAAAUGGGAUUUUAUUCUUUUAUUGUUAUACUGAUAUGUAAUAAUAUUAUUUUAACCCACUGAUAAUCAUAGUUAUAGAACAUAAUUAUAUGUGUUGCCUAAUGUUUAACUUUUUAUGUUUAUAUGAGUAUAUCAUGAUGAUCAGAAAAUAGCACAUAAAUGUCAAGACAUGGAACUGUGUAAAAGGUAUCUUAUGGUGACACAGAUGAAAAAGAUUAAAUAAACUGUCCUGUUGUUAAACUUCAUAUAUUUAGCAGUGGCUCCAUGGGCUUAAAUGUUGUAAAAUUUGAAAGAACUACAAACAGAAUGUUUAUAUUGUGUAUCAACUCACUGGAACUCUGUGUACUGUUUACUGAAUCCCCUUGUUGGAGAACUUACAUGCUAUGUGAAUUUCUUUGAAGGUGUUCUAAGAUAGUUUGGUCAAGCUUAUGGAGACCAGUUAUUAAACUUUGGCUAUCUGACUAAAUAAAUUGUGAUUAUAAUUUA